CAUCUAUACUGCUGCUGUUCUUUCCAGUCAGAUUGAAAAAGGAAGAUGGACCAAAUUAUUUGAGUCUCUCAAUAUUCUUUUUAUCUUGUUCAAUUUCUUCAAUCUCUAUCUUCUUCACUGUCCUCCUCAUCUUAAAAGCUGACCUUAAGAGAGGAGGAAAGGGAUGAGUAGGGAAAGAGAGAGGGAGUAUUACAAACACAAUUGGUUUUGCAUCCUUUGAAAUGACAUCACUAUAGAUGACCUGAUCAGUUAGACAAUGAGUGCCUGUCUCCUGGAUGUAACAAGAGUUGUCCAGUUGAUUUGGGGAACAGCUAAGCACGUUCCUGGUAUUACAAGAACUUUCCUCACAACGUUACUAUGAGGACUUAACCAGCUGACCUGGGCUCGGACAACAGCCAACCCCUCUGCUGCAGCCAGCCCUGCCAGGCUCACUGGAAAGAUGUUUCCCUUCAAGGUGAGCAAAUGGAUGGGGUUUGGCUGCUUCCGGUCAUUGCUCUCUCCCUCCCCUACCAUACGCCAGAAGAAGUUGAUCCACAAACUACAGGAGGAGAAAAACUUUCGGGCUGAAAUGAAGGUUUUCCGUGAGAAGAUCGAGGCCUUCAGGGAGCAGAUGUGGGAGUUCAGGGCAAAGAUUCGAGGCUUUCGAGGUCGAAUCAUGGGUUUCUGGGAAGAGGAAAAACCUUUUUGGGAAGAAGAGAAAACCUUCUGGAGGGAGGAAAAAGCCUUCUGGGAAAUGGAAAAAUCCUUCCGAGAAGAGGAAAAAGCCUUCUGGAAAAAAUAUCGUACCUUCUGGAGGGAGGAUAAAGCCUUCUGGAAAGAGGACAAUGCUUUAUGGGAAAGAGACCGGAACCUUCUCCAGGAGGACAAGGCUCUGUGGGAGGAAGAGAAGGCUUUGUGGGUAGAGGAAAGAGCCUUGCUGGAGGAGGAGAAGGCUCUGUGGGAAGAUAAAAAAUCCCUUUGGGAAGAGGAAAAUGCCCUGUGGGAGGAGGAAAAAGCAUUCUGGGUGGAGGGAGGUGGCCCUAUAGGAGAGGAACCAUUACCCCCUGAAGACGGGGCCUUAAAUGCCAACGGAGGCCCGACAUCGCCAAGUCAUUCCAGAGGCAGAGCCUGAGCCAAAGGGGCUGGGGCAUGGAGCCUGGACUCGGCUAGUCUGCACAUCCACGCCCUGGGAGUGCUCAUGUGCUGGAGGAACUUUGUAUCUAUUUGUCUCCUGGAUCCUAGAGGCCUAAAUAAAGUCCUGAGCGGAAUUUGGAAAAUCCAACUCCAGGGAAGUCAGUUACCUUCA
This is a messenger RNA of Antechinus flavipes (yellow-footed antechinus), 1285 nucleotides long. RefSeq names its product coiled-coil domain containing 70 (gene CCDC70). NCBI's taxonomy places the organism in Eukaryota, Metazoa, Chordata, Mammalia, Dasyuromorphia, Dasyuridae. The record is from RefSeq and is a predicted model, not a curated record. The transcript is spliced from 3 exons. The coding region runs from base 440 to 1111 and encodes 223 amino acids.